UCUGUUGUACGAUUGAUUGAUUGAUUGGGAUACUAUCAUCUUGUUGAUUGGUUUUGCCUCUGCCUGCGUCGGUCCUGGCUGUAGAUACUGACCGACCUGCCGCUCAUUUUCAACCUCUGCGAUUCCAUUCGAACCCCCUGGAUCUUAUUCUUACGACCUUUAUAAUCCCAUAUCGAUUCUCCCAUUCCCGACACCAUGGAAUGUUUUCGGCAGAUCGUUCGACUUGUCAAGUCCCCGUUUCAACGCGACUCGCAACAACAGCACAAGGUUCUGGAGAUCGGACCCCCGACCAACUUUCGCAAGGAGGAGCUGCCGGCCUUCUUCUCCGAUGACGACGCGCUGACCUUACAUAGCAAUGGUUCGGCAAACGAGAAAGAGGCAGUCAUCACGUCGAUGGAACGUCAGCCAUCCACCCGGGACAAGAUCAAGAACCACGUCCGACGACUGAGCGUCAAGACCCAUCGCCCGCUUCCUGAGCAUGAAGAAUAAGCCUGAUGCUCGUCCGAUGGAGAGAAGGAAGCCUCUGAGCACCGCCUGCAAACCCGGUCACCUGGUGCGCACCAC
This is a messenger RNA of Aspergillus steynii IBT 23096, 564 nucleotides long. RefSeq lists its product as uncharacterized. NCBI's taxonomy places the organism in Eukaryota, Fungi, Ascomycota, Eurotiomycetes, Eurotiales, Aspergillaceae. The transcript is spliced from 3 exons. The record is from RefSeq and is a predicted model, not a curated record. Bases 196 to 489 code for a protein of 97 amino acids.